AUGAAAAGUGUGGAACAGUUAUUUCCUCAAUUUGAGGUUGUCAAUAUCCUGAAAUAAAACUAAUAUAAGAAGUCUGUCAUAGUAAAAAGAAGUGGUUAUUAUUACAUGUUGAGAAUAUUCGCAUUGGAUGGCAUUCCAAAGGAAAGAGUGCAAAGUAUCAUUAAAAUACUCUCUAAGCUAUCUAGCCAAAAAAACCCAUAUAUUAUUAAGUUUUACGAAGCAUCCCUUGAUUAAGAUAUGACAUAUUUGGGGUAUGGGCAUAUAUUUCAUCAUUAGAAUAGUGAGUGAUUAUUUAGAUAAAUAGUAUGAAUAUCCAAUGCAGGAACAAGUCAUUUGGAAGGUGAUUUAAGAUGUAUCGCUUAAGAGUUAUUCAUUUAGAUUUCUCAAGCAUUAUAAUUGUUUCAUCCUAAGAGAAUUCAUGGGAAAUUGCAAUUAUCGAAUCUGUUCUAAAGUUAAACAAAUGCUGUUUUGGGAGAGAUGAAUAUACUUUUUUAUUUACACAAACAAAAUUAUACUGAUACAUAUUUAUUGGCUCCCGAAUUCAUCAGAACAUAAACCUAUGAUUAUAAGUCUGAUAUUUGGAUGAUGGGAUAUAUGCUAUAUUAGAUGAUGUUCAAGGAUCCCUUAUUAGUAGCCAACAAUGUGGAUGCUUUACAAAAGAAAGUUCUUAAAGGAAUCCACAUAACAUACAACCCUAACUACAGUCUCAAUUUAAAUAAUUUGUUGAAGUUGAUGCUGUGUUACGAUCCUGAACUCAGACCCAAUGCAGAACAAAUCUCUAGUUAUUGUUAAUAAGCCUAAGCCUCCUAAGAAGAAAUCAAUUUGAAUAGAAUUCUACCAAAAUUUAAGACAGAUAAAUUGGUACUCUACAAAAAGAGGAUUGAUAAAAGACACAAGCCAAUUUAGAACAUCGUGUAUUUGAGUCAAGACCAUUACAAAUAGCCUUAUUUCCCUCCUUCUAAAGUGAAGAAGUAGAACCAGCAAUCUAAAUCCAAAUAACUUACAUCAGCCUCAGAUUUACAAUAUGCACAAAAAACAAUGUAUUCAUUGUCAUUGCCAAAAGUCUUGAAUUAUCAAUUCAGCAGACUCAAUAUUAAGGACAAUCUUGAUAUGUAUUUAAAAAUGAGUAUCUAGGCUAUAAACCAAAUCUCACAUUUAGUCACAAACAAUUGAGAAUCUCAUUAGAAUCUAAAAAAGCAUUGGACAAACAACACAAAGGAAGACUCAUAAUUAACUCGUACUUUUUCAAUAGAAACUAUGA
Molecule: messenger RNA, 1261 nt
Organism: Paramecium octaurelia
Lineage: Eukaryota; Ciliophora; Oligohymenophorea; Peniculida; Parameciidae
Source: the annotation of a GenBank genome assembly